CCAUUCCUUUCUUCCCUUACGUCUCUUCUCUUUCCUCCUCCUCCUCCUUGCCCAGCUUCAGUUCCUUCGUCAUCCAACGUCUGUGGCAAACUGAAUACAAGAGGAAGAAAGGCCCACUAGAACCAGCAGAUCGGUUCCUUUGUCGUUUCACUGAAAUUUUCCGAAUUUAAUGUCUCGGGAGUUGGAACUCUGUCUCUGUUUUUUCGUCUUAGUUUCUAGAGGGCUUUCUCCUUUUUGCGUUUGUAGAAGGCAGUGUGGUCAUAAGUAAAAUGGUUGGACAGGGCAUUCGGACUGAGGAUUUGGAGUUGUGCUUUCAGAAGCUUCUGGUGCUUGGUGGUGGAGGAGGGAAGAUGGAAGGAGGAGCUGUGAUGACCGGCUGGAAGGACCUUCCAAUGGAGCUUCUGCUGCGAAUAGUCUCUCUUGUGGACGAUCGAACGGCCAUCGUGGCUGCAGGAGUGUGUACUGGAUGGAGAGAUGUUAUUUGCUUAGGGCUCACCCAACUCUCUCUGUCAUGGUGCAAGAAUAACAUGAAUAACCUUGUGCUAUCAGUUGCCCCCAAGUUUACAAAGUUGCAAACUCUAAUAUUGCGCCAAGAUAGGCCACAACUUGAGGAUAAUGCAGUUGAGACAAUUGCAAACUGCUGUCAUGACAUGCAGGACUUGGACCUCAGCAAAAGUUUCAAGCUAAGUGACUUCUCAUUAUAUGCCUUGGCCCAUGGGUGUCCUAAUCUUACUAAGCUCAACAUCAGCGGUUGUUCGGCCUUCAGUGAUUCUGCCCUUGCAUAUCUAACUGGAUUUUGCAGGAACAUAAAAUACCUGAAUCUAUGUGGAUGUGUAAGAACAGCAACUGACAAAGCCUUGCAGGCUAUUGCAUACAAUUGCAGUCAGUUGCAGUCUUUGAAUCUAGGUUGGUGUGACGGUGUCACGGAUGUUGGAGUUACAAGUUUGGCAUAUGGGUGUCCAGAUCUAAGGGUCCUAGACCUGUGUGGUUGCAUUCUUAUAACAGAUGAGAGUGUGAUUGCUUUGGCCAACAGGUGCCAUCAUCUGAGAUCCCUUGACCUGUACUACUGCCAGAACAUUACAGACAGAGCAAUGUACUCCCUGGCCAACAGCCUAGUGAAGGGCAAGCAUAAUCUGUGGAAGUCUGUGAAAAGUGGAUACAAUAAUGAAGGGCUUAUGAAUCUCAACAUCAGCCAGUGCACAGCUCUCACCCCUCCAGCAGUUCAGGUUGUGUGUGAUUCAUUCCCUGCACUUCACACCUGCCCAGGAAGGCAUUCCCUCAUCAUAAGUGGCUGUCUUAAUCUAACAUCUGUUCAUUGUGCAUGUGCCAUCCAAGCACACCGUCCAGUGAGCGCUCUGCCUCAUCCUGCACACUGAAAAGGGCUCCAUGGAAUGUCAAAAAAUAUUUUAAUGAAAGAAGAGAUAAACAGACCUGUAUAUAUGAUGGCAACCUAUAGUGGGUGCUUUUUAUGUGAGGGAGUGGGACCAGUUGUUGGAACUUGGAAAAUUCACAAACUGCCAUAAUAACUCAGACUUUCAUUAUCAGCCUUUGGGGGGAUUUUAUUUA
Molecule: messenger RNA, 1566 nt
Organism: Nelumbo nucifera (sacred lotus)
Lineage: Eukaryota; Viridiplantae; Streptophyta; Magnoliopsida; Proteales; Nelumbonaceae
Product: F-box protein SKP2A-like
Biological process (GO): SCF-dependent proteasomal ubiquitin-dependent protein catabolic process
Cellular component (GO): SCF ubiquitin ligase complex
Molecular function (GO): protein binding
Source: RefSeq, a predicted model, not a curated record